UACCAACUUAGUAUAUUUAGUGACAUACUAACAAAUGUAAUAACUAAUGUAAUAAUAUCUUUCUCUUUGAGUCCCCACCAUGACAGCUUCCUUACCUUAGCAACUACUUCCACCGUUAUCUCGCUCGACUCGAUAAAACUUGAGUUACAGAAGCUCAUAAAGUAAUUAGUGUAUAUAAUAUACAUCGUACAUUCUCAUUUUUUAUAAUUACUGAUCAUUACUGAUACAACGUGUUCAAUCAACAUCAGGGUACAUUAAGAAAAAUAAUAUAUAUUUUUUUACCUACUGUACAUCAACUUUACAGUACUUACUAUACCAUACUGUACUUUGAAAAACGUAUUUCAAUAUAUUCUAUUGUAAUUACUGGGAGGUUUUUUAAUUUUCAUAGCAUUUAUCAGUGUGUGUAUGUCUGUGCCUACGGAUUAUUCCCAUAAGAGUGUCUUGCACCCUUAUCAUAAACCUCAACAAUUAUUAAAUAAACUCGGUAACUCUCAAUUGGAUACAACUCAAUCAGGAUUCUAUUGAGGAGUCGUGAUAACAACAGAGGCAUGAUGUCAAAUGAAUCAACGAAGAAAGCGCGAAUAAUGAAUCAAAAAGAUAAUAUGACUUCAAUAGAAUGUAGGAUGAGACUAAAACCAAUUGUUCCAAUUGAAUUUACAGAAGAUAUACCACUACAUGAUGCUUAUGUUGGAAUCAUAAAAGACAAAAAAAAUUUUGCUGUUGCAAUAAAAAUCAUCGCUGCUAUUCUACCUGGAUUUGGACAUUUGAAACGAUGCUUUAACAAUAAAUUACUUUUGUCAUACAUAAACAAAAAAUCUGAUCCAGUUAAACCAUCAUUCGAAACGGAAGUUGAAUUAAAACAAUUUCUAGUUGAUAAAAAAUUUGAUUUAAAUCUGUUUGAAGAUAAUUUUGCAAUUAUUUCAAUUCCUAAAAUAGCAUCAAAAAGCUUAGAACAAGCAAAAAAAGCUGCUAAAUAUUGGCCUGUUAGUUUUCAUCUUGACACUGAACUUGAAUCUAUUAUGAACGGAACAUUUUUUACGUUAAAUCAGGUUGAUGUUAUUCAAGCUUGUAUGAAAGUUUGUAUUGAGGCGACAAAAAAAGCGACUGUGGGUAAUGAUAUAUGUAACGGUGCCGCAGUAAUUUUAAAUCCAAAUGAUUGUGGUGUUAGUAAAAUACUUGCAAUUUCAGCAGCUAGAUUACAUGAACAUCCUAUGUGGCAUGCAUCAAUGCUUGCUAUAGAUUUGAUAGCUGCAAUGAGAGGUAAAGGUGCUUGGAAUUUAAUAUCUAAUGUCAAUGAUUUUAUAUAUGAUAAUAGUAGAAAAAGAAAAUUACAAUCUAAUCUUCCACUUUGUUAUCCACAAACUUUGAGGGCUAUUGACGUUCCAAAAUUUAAUUAUUCUACUAAUAUUAAAUCUAAAACUAAAAAUGAUAACACACAAGAGGAUUGUAAAUAUUUGUGUACAAAAUAUUGGAUAUUUCUUGUUCAAGAGCCAUGUGCUAUGUGUGCAAUGGCAUUAGUACACUCAAGAGUGGGAAUGGUAUUUUAUAGCACCAGUAAUAAAAGUUAUGGUGUUUUAGGAAGUAAAACAUCACUAAAUACACUGCCUGGUUUAAAUCAUCGUUAUAAAGUAUGGUGUUGUGCCCUUGAGCAAGAUUGUUCUGAGAAUGUAAUGGAAAUUUACCAAUCAACCAACUAAAUGCCAGCAUUAAAAUUAGGCAAGUCUUAUGUGUACUCCAAAAUGAAUAAACGCUUAGGAAUGGUUCAUAUAAAUUAGCGUCCACGUGAAUGCCGUCAAUGUCAACUGGAAUUGAAGUUAAUUCAUUUGAAUGUCAAGUAAUAACUUUUCAAAUAGAAGAACAAGUAAAAUUGGAUAAACGUCUUUAACAAAAGAGGGAGACAUUGAAUAAGAGGAAAGAUACCUUGGUAAAAUACAGGACGUGUCUAUAUGUUUUGUCCGGGCGUCGGUCCCUGAGUGGUUCCAAUUGACUUACAGUCUAAGUUGGUUCUUAUUGGCCAGACGGUUGAUCCCCUGACUCCUGAGACACAAACGCUACGCCAUUACAACAACGGUUUCCGUCAUCAUCUUUGUCGUUGCUUAAAUGAUCGCCUUCUUCAUCAGCUCCAUAAAAUUUUGUAUAUGCUUGUCUCUGUAAACCUUUAUCAUCGUCAUCACCGCUACUGCUAAUCCACCACUGUCAACGUUACUGGUGAUACUCUGAUUACUCUACUUAUGUUAUUCGUUUGAAAACAGUUGAUCGUGUAGCUUCGAGGGAUCAAGUAUCUCAGCUCCGAUCUCAUAUAAUAUUCUCAAUCACCAAUAGUCACUGUUAGUGAAAGUCUAUUUGGAAUUUAAACUAUAAUUAAUACUUAUCAUAUCUACCUUUUACGAUAACGACUUUAAGUUCAUUUUAUUUUUAGAGCAUCAAUAUCAAUUACUUUUUUGUUAAUAUAUUUUGGAACGUGACUGUGAAAGCAUCAGGGACUCGAUUGAGCCUGUAAAGGCCUUUCGUGCCUUGAAAUUGAGUCUUCCAGUAAUUCAAAUACAAGUAAUCCAUAAUAUUUCUCUGGAGAUAUUUAAAUUUUUUAUCGGAGUUGAAAGAAGAAAAUGAAAUACUAGUAAAAUACAAAGAGAAAAAACAACUAUUGGAAAGUUGGCACAAUUGUGUGAUUUUUUCCAAUCGAAGAAUAUCUAUUAUUUUAUCAUCAUGGAGAGAAGAAUUUUGAAAAUGUUGUGACUAAGUAGCAAGCUGCAAGGCCUUCGCCGCCGUCCAAGACACUAAUGAGUGUGUGAACAGUAGUAUAGAAAAAAAAAAUUAAGCUGCAGUUAAUGAAAAUAGAAAGAAAUAUAUAAUCAAUCCGCAAAAGGAGUUUAUUGUUGAUCAAUAUUGUUUAUUUGUUGACGUGUGAUUGAUGUGCAAAUAAUUAAAGUUAUCUAAUAAUACGCGUUCUUCUAAAGUAUUUAACAAGUUGUUGAUAAUAUUUGUUGUAACAGAAAACAUUUUGAGCGGAUUUAAUUGAUGAAUCAGUUAUUAAAUAAAUUGUGGUGAAAAA
Cotesia glomerata is the source of this 3052-nucleotide messenger RNA. RefSeq names its product probable inactive tRNA-specific adenosine deaminase-like protein 3. Gene Ontology annotation, cellular component: nucleus; cytoplasm. Gene Ontology annotation, biological process: tRNA wobble adenosine to inosine editing. Gene Ontology annotation, molecular function: tRNA-specific adenosine-34 deaminase activity. NCBI's taxonomy places the organism in Eukaryota, Metazoa, Arthropoda, Insecta, Hymenoptera, Braconidae. The coding region runs from base 549 to 1697 and encodes 382 amino acids. The transcript is spliced from 4 exons. The record is from RefSeq and is a predicted model, not a curated record.